AAUAGCUAGAAGGUUUGGUUUGUAACGGAUAAGUUGUAUAAAGAUAGAGAAUACAAUUGCUGUUAUGUUGACCAUGACGAGACUGCCGUCAAUUUUCCCCGAGAUAAAAAAAGGUCAGCGCCAAUCAAGCGAGAAAUCGAACGGUCAGCUCCAAUCAAGCGAUGAAUCGAAGGUUGAUCUCCGGUCAAGGCGAGAUGAAAAGUUGGCCAUCGCCGUGCGACGUUUGAAGUGUCGUCUGCUGCCCUUACUGCAACAUCCAAAAUACGGGCCUCUACUUGACCUGUCGACAAAAACUCUGAAGAAAUGGCUGGACGUAUCUUCUCGUGACGUGUUUGGCGCGGACAGCAAGAUACGACGACAUUUAGAGUUUCGCGACAAAAUGAAAAUGGACAAAUUGUUGACCAGCUACAAAGUACCAAAGAUUUUGCUCCACUAUCCGGCCGGUCUUUGCGGCAUUGACCGGCAAGGAUCACCCGUCUACUACGAGCUGUUUGGCCUGAUGACGUUUGACGACAUCCUGCAGGCGGCAGGGAAGCAGGCGACAGGCAAGCAGGCGACAGGCAAGCAGGCGGCAGGCAAGCAGGCGCUAGUCAGGUACAAGCUGUAUCAACACGAGAAGAUCCUGGAGCACCUCAAGGACCUGACAGUGUGCAGAGAGAAAGAUGUCGACUCGAUUCUUCUUGUCGUUGAUGUCCAGUUCUGUCAGAAGAUUGACAUCUCUCCUGGCAACAUCAAAAGGUGGGCGGAGAUACUGCAGAUGCUGCUAGAUAAUUACCCCACCUUAAUUAAAGAGAUAAUUGUCAUCAACGUCCCUGACCUUCCCCGUGACCUUCACCAGGCGUGCACGUCCUGCUUCUCGCGUGAGGCCUGGAGUCUGAUGACCAUGUAUGAUAAUCACUUUCUCAGAGAGCUGAGGAAGAAGAUCCCCCACCAGGAGCUGCCCGUCUACCUCCGGGGACAACGAGAGCUGGAGCCAAACUUGGAUUGUGGUCUCAGGAUACACUGGAAUGUCAAGAUGCCGUACGUUACCAUGGAGACUGAGUCCAGCACCCAGGGGCCCGUCCAGUUGGUGGGAGCGGGGGUGCUGAGGGUGGAGGAGUAUCACGUGGCCGCCCCCGACAGCCAGCUCACGUGGCUGGUGGAGGUUGAGGACAACCCGGUCACGUUCUCGGUUGGUCUGAACGUGCUGGGUGACAACCAUCUGGUCUGCCAACCCGUCGUGGUAUCACGUGACACAGGUGCCCAGUCAGGCUGUAUAAACUGUCACGUGACCGGCAGGUACCUGGCGCUGCUGGACAAUACCAGGAACUCGCAGGACGGUGCCAGAGUUAGGUACAAGGUCACCGUGACCCCGCCCGGCACGUACAUGACCCAGUUUACGCCAAUGGUUCCAUUGGGUGAGUUGUGUGUUCGUCAGCUGGUCUUUUGGUCAGCUGUUCUCUUGGUCAGCUGGUCAGCUGGUCUCUUGGUCAGCUGGUCUCUUGGUCAGCUGGUCAGCUGGUCUCUUGGUCAGCUGGUCUCUUGGUCAGCUGGUCUCUUGGUCAGCUGGUCUCUUGGUCAGCUGGUCAGCUGGUCUCUUGGUCAGCUGGUCUCUUGGUCAGCUGGUCUCUUGGUCAGCUGGUCUCUUGGUCAGCUGGUCUCUUGGUCAGCUGGUCUCUUGGUCAGCUGGUCUCUUGGUCAGCUGGUCUCUUGGUCAGCUGGUCUCUUGGUCAGCUGGUCUCUUGGUCAGCUGGUCUCUUGGUCAGCUGGUCUCUUGGUCAGCUGGUCUCUUGGUCAGCUGGUCUCUUGGUCAGCUGGUCAGCUGGUCUCUUGGUCAGCUGGUCUCUUGGUCAGCUGGUCUCUUGGUCAGCUGGUCAGCUGGUCUCUUGGUCAGCUGGUCUCUUGGUCAGCUGGUCAGCUGGUCUCUUGGUCAGCUGGUCUCUUGGUCAGCUGGUCUCUUGGUCAGCUGGUCAGCUGGUCUCUUGGUCAGCUGGUCUCUUGGUCAGCUGGUCUCUUGGUCAGCUGGUCUCUUGGUCAGCUGGUCUCUUGGUCAGCUGGUCUCUUGGUCAGCUGGUCUCUUGGUCAGCUGGUCUCUUGGUCAGCUGGUCUCUUGGUCAGCUGGUCUCUUGGUCAGCUGGUCUCUUGGUCAGCUGGUCUCUUGGUCAGCUGGUCUCUUGGUCAGCUGGUCUCUUGGUCAGCUGGUCUCUUGGUCAGCUGGUCUCUUGGUCAGCUGGUCUCUUGGUCAGCUGGUCUCUUGGUCAGCUGGUCUCUUGGUCAGCUGGUCUCUUGGUCAGCUGGUCUCUUGGUCAGCUGGUCAGCUGGUCUCUUGGUCAGCUGGUCUCUUGGUCAGCUGGUCUCUUGGUCAGCUGGUCAGCUGGUCUCUUGGUCAGCUGGUCUCUUGGUCAGCUGGUCAGCUGGUCUGUGCCCUCGCCCACCACCACCCCGUCCCAUGGGGAAAAAGAUAAAAACAGUACAACCUUCAUAA
Physella acuta is the source of this 2464-nucleotide messenger RNA. RefSeq lists its product as uncharacterized. Lineage: Eukaryota; Metazoa; Mollusca; Gastropoda; Physidae. The record is from RefSeq and is a predicted model, not a curated record. Gene Ontology annotation, cellular component: cytoplasm.